UUCGCACAACUCAGCAGAUCCCUGAGGAGUAAACAUUCCCACACAGUGCUGAGGAAGAUUUCAUAUUAAACAUGCCAGGAAACAGAGACCCGUACCAAUUCCCCAGAUACGAGAAUGACCUUAACUUCACAGGGAUUAAAGAGAGUCAGAAACCACCUUUUAAAAAGCCCACCCACCUUGCACAGAAUGAUGAACCCUGGAGUCGUCUAAACGAUACAGCAACCUUCUCCAGCAUGAGGCGAAGUGUCCUCCAUCAUGACGAGUUUGCACCAAAAGACAGCCUGGACCUUCAUCUGAGGUCUGUCUAUGAUAACCAUGCAGACCUUCUCCUAAACAAGAACCAGACUGUGCUCCAGAGAGAGACGCUGAUGGACCGUAGGGGAAAACACAAUGAAUCAGAUGAACCAGAGAAGGAGCCUUUGAGAGUUUGGGUAAAUCCUCAGAAGGCUUCAAUAUUCAGCAUUGAGGGCUCGAUAGAGUCUCCCCACAAAGCGGCUACAAACCGAGGCUACUCCAGAAAACACGACGGUGGCUUUUACUCAGCAUGAGAAACUAAAGCUACAGAAGUAACAGAGCAGAUUAUCACAAUAGUAUAUAGCUGCAGCCCCGGAGACUGCAGUUUUAGGACCCCGCAGUUUCAGGACCGCAGUUCUAGGACCCUAUGUUUUCGCGACACUGCCACCUAGCGAAAUGAACGACUUACUACACGUUAAAUAGUAUCACUUUAGCUAACUACUUACAAAUUUAAAGGCUUAUUUCACCCAAAUAUUACCAAUUCAGCUGACUACUUACACUUUUUAAUGUUUAUUUCAUCAAAAUAUUAGAUAGAUACAUGCAGCUUUUAUAUUGAAGAUGGUGCAAACAUAACCUAAUUAGUUAUAUGCAUCUUGAAAAGCAGACAGGAUAAUACAAAUACUUUUACAAAUGACUUAUAUGGUACAUCAGUAUUGAUUAAAUAAGUAAUUAACGUUACACCAAAGACAUUAGGCUAACGUUACUCUGAUUUAAUGUACUGAAACGUAGUGAACAUAUUCUUUGUCAUCUUUUAUAUUUCAAUCUAUGUGCUAGGCAGAACUAAUAACCAUAUCGCGCUAUGCUUUCAUUAAAAACAUAACUUACAGGCUAAUAGAUGUUUUAAAGCAAGCUAUCCUAGACUAACAAGUAAUGUUAGGUGAUUGUAAUGCCUUUUAGGCUAACGUUAGAUAUACAGUCACAAUAUGUGUAGAUUACAUUGAUAUCCAAUUCAAAACAUCUGAAUAUUUUAAUACAUUAAAUGUAGGUCACAAUUUGAUUCACAUUCCGACUGUAAUCCACCGUGUCCAAGACCACUUUGUUUUAGGUGGCAGUGUCGCGAAAACAUAGGGUCCUAAUACUGUGGGGUUCUAAAACCGCAGUCACCGAGGCUGCAGCUUUACCCUUCUCGGUUAUCAGGGACAAACACUGCCAUAUAGCUACUACAUAUGUUUAAAAUCAAAUCUGACUACAACCUGCAAUUUCUGAACUCAAAAUAAACGGCACAUACAAAAUAUGGAUUUACU
Astyanax mexicanus (Mexican tetra) is the source of this 1538-nucleotide messenger RNA. It is a transcript of the gene cfap276, whose product is annotated as cilia and flagella associated protein 276. The record is from RefSeq and is a predicted model, not a curated record. The transcript is spliced from 5 exons. Lineage: Eukaryota; Metazoa; Chordata; Actinopteri; Characiformes; Acestrorhamphidae. The coding region runs from base 72 to 548 and encodes 158 amino acids.